Molecule: messenger RNA, 1422 nt
Organism: Morus notabilis
Lineage: Eukaryota; Viridiplantae; Streptophyta; Magnoliopsida; Rosales; Moraceae
Product: epoxide hydrolase A
Exons: 3
Coding region: 367-1317 (316 amino acids)
Molecular function (GO): hydrolase activity
Source: RefSeq, a predicted model, not a curated record
UAAAAAGUUCAUGCAUUAUAACGAGCAGGAAAUAUUCAAGUGUGACUUAAUUGGUCGCAUGGGAUUCUGUCCAAAAGAUAUAUAUUUUCAAAAAAAAACUAUAUAUAUAUGUGUGUGUGUGUGUGUGUGUGUGUGUGAGGCCUUCAGAAAAUAGCCAAGCACAUCAAGAUACAUAUUAAUUACAUAUUUAUCGGCCUCUUGGAAGAUAGCUAACUAGCUAGAUAUUUUCCCUUCAUCUUUUCAAAAUAAAAACAUUACACCUCUAGUAAAAGAUAACGAAGAUAGUACACCUCUAGUAAAAGAUAACGAAGAUAGUCCAUAGAUCAGAGAACUAGAGAGAGAGAGAGGAGAGAGAGAGAGAGAGAGAUGGAGAAAAUAGAGCAUUCAACGGUGCACACUAACGGCAUAAACAUGCACGUGGCAUCAGUCGGGACCGGUCCGGCAAUUCUGUUCCUCCAUGGCUUCCCGGAGCUCUGGUACUCGUGGCGGCACCAGAUGAUUUCCCUCUCGUCUCUCGGCUACCGCUGCAUUGCUCCCGAUCUCCGUGGCUACGGUGACACCGAUGCGCCGCCAUCACCAACGUCAUACACGUCGCUCCACAUCGUCGGCGACCUGGUAGGGCUAAUUGACCAUCUGGUAAUUGAGAAGUUGUUCUUGGUGGGACACGAUUGGGGGGCUAUGAUCGCAUGGUACUUCUGCUUGUUCAGACCAGACAGGAUCAAAGCCUUGGUCAACCUCAGUGUGCCUUUCUUUCCAAGGAACCCCAAGAUCAAUUUUGUGGAUGGCUUCAGGGCUGAGCUUGGUGACGAUUUCUAUAUUUGCAGGUUUCAGGAACCUGGAGAGAGUGAAGCAGAUUUCUCGUCGGACACUGUAGCUGUAUUUAGGAGAAUCCUUGCAAACCGUGAUCCGAAACCUCCAUUGAUACCUAAAGAGAUUGGGUUCAGAGGUGUGUAUGAAGAUCCCGUUGCUUUGCCUUCCUGGCUCACCGAAGAUGACAUUAACCAUUUCGCCAAUAAAUUCAAUGAGACUGGCUUUACCGGAGGAUUGAAUUACUAUCGAGCUCUCAACCUAACAUGGGAGCUGACAGCAGCAUGGACAGGAGCACGAGUGCAAGUACCAACAAAGUUCAUAAUGGGGGACCUAGACCUUGUCUAUUAUUUCCCUGGAAUGAAGGAAUACAUUCUCAACGGUGGCUUCAAAAGAGACGUUCCCUUGUUGCAAGAACUCGUCAUUAUUGAAGGAGCAGCUCAUUUCAUCAAUCAAGAGAAGCCAGAUGAAAUCAGCUCCCACAUUCACCACUUCAUCCAGAAGUUUUAAGUUACUAACAAUACUAUAUAUAUAUAUAUAUAUAUAUAUAUCAGCAUGUUUUAUGCUUGAUCAUCAUGUUUCUUUAAUUUUCCAAUUAAUAAUUUCAAGCUGAAU